AUGGAAAAGGAGGCUAGUGAACAUAACACAUCUAAUCAAGUGACAAGUGAUAAUCAAACAUCAAGUGCAGAUAAUACUUCACGAACUGGUACAAGUGGAGCAUCUUCAGCCAGUGCACUUACUCAAUGGGCUUUGUCUGCUUUGUCAUUUUCUACUCGUAUUUUACCAUCAUCAUCAACAACGACAACUACAGCCACGACAAAAUCGUUUGAUACGGAUGUACAAUCAACGUCCGAUCCUUCAUUAUCAUCGUCAGCAUCACAACUCAAUAGAAACUCAAAUAGCUUAGAAAGAAUUGAAGAAAAACAGUGCAGUAAUAAUACCUCAAAGUCGACUGUUAAUCAUGACAAAGAAUCAAAUUCAUGGGAUCUUAUGGACAAUACUAAUAAUGAUGAUGACGGUGGUGAUGAUGAUUGGAAUUUAGAUAUAAAUGAUGUUUUUGAAUAUGUAGAUGACAAUAAAUCAACAUUAAAUCAUAACUCAGAAAAUAAAAAUGGUUAA
Schistosoma curassoni is the source of this 501-nucleotide messenger RNA. Lineage: Eukaryota; Metazoa; Platyhelminthes; Trematoda; Strigeidida; Schistosomatidae. The record is from the annotation of a GenBank genome assembly.